Molecule: messenger RNA, 1899 nt
Organism: Danio aesculapii
Lineage: Eukaryota; Metazoa; Chordata; Actinopteri; Cypriniformes; Danionidae
Gene: hsd3b7
Product: hydroxy-delta-5-steroid dehydrogenase, 3 beta- and steroid delta-isomerase
Exons: 6
Coding region: 258-1364 (368 amino acids)
Biological process (GO): steroid biosynthetic process
Molecular function (GO): 3-beta-hydroxy-Delta5-steroid dehydrogenase (NAD+) activity
Source: RefSeq, a predicted model, not a curated record
CAAAGAGUUGCCAUAGCCCCCGUUCUUCGCAUACGCUUAGAGCAGUGUAGAAACGCUUGUGAUCUCCCUCCCCGACACGACAUCUCAAUUCUCCCUCCCCCCGCAUUCACUCGGUGGGCUGAGCUGUUAAAUUAGUUGAAAUUUGGAUCUCAGGUUGAUUUUUCUUACAUUUGCAGAGUGAACCAAGUGACUGACGUCGCUAAACGUUGACGGACCAAACAUUUCAGUCAAUAGCGGGAGGAUUCAACGGAGAAAGAAUGUCCAAUAAUAACAAGUCGAAGUUAACUUAUGUCAUUACUGGAGGAUGCGGUUUCCUGGGGCAGCACCUGUUGAGAGUUUUGCUGGAGAAGGAAGAAAAUGUCAAGGAGAUCAGGCUUUUCGAUAAAAACGUUUACCCAAGUCUACAGAGUGAGAGCACAGAGGAUGUGAAAGUGGUCAUCAUACAGGGAGAUAUAACAAAAUAUGAGGAUGUACACAAUGCGUUCCUGGGAGCAGACCUGGUUAUCCAUGCUGCAAGUUUGGUUGAUGUGUGGUAUAAAAUUCCAGAGAAGGUCAUCUUUGCUGUCAAUGUACAAGGGACGAAGAAUGCUAUAAAAGCCUGUGUAGAAAUCGGUAUUCAGUAUUUGGUCUACACAAGCUCAAUGGAGGUGGUUGGUCCAAAUGUAAAAGGAGACCCAUUUGUCAGAGGGAAUGAGGAUACUCCAUAUAAUAUAUUCCAUGAGAUGCCCUACCCUAAAUCCAAAGCUGCAGCUGAGAAAAUUAUGCUGGAGGCCAAUGGCACAAAGGUCAAGGGAGGGAACAUUCUCUACACAUGCUGUCUGCGGCCAACAGGAAUCUAUGGGGAACAGCAUCAGCUGAUGAAGGACUUCUAUCUGAACAGUGUUCGAAAUGGCGGUUGGGUGAUGAGAGGAGUUCCUCGUCAUACGGAGCAUGGACGUGUCUAUGCAGGUAAUGUGGCGUGGAUGCAUUUACUAGCAGCACGUACUCUGCAGGAACAUCCCAAUCGGCUGGGUGGCGAGUGUUAUUUUUGCUAUGAUGACUCGCCAUACAAGCCCUACGAUGAAUUCAACAUGCAGUUUCUAUCAGCCUUCAACUUUCGCUCUCUUCGCCUGCCAGUGUGGAUGCUGUGGAUCAUAGCAUGGAUGAACGACCUGGUCCGCUGGGUCCUGAAGCCGAUCUACAACUACACACCACUGCUCAACAAAUACACACUGGCUGUGGCCUGCACAUCUUUCACCGUCAGCACAGACAAGGCUUUUCGACACUUUCAGUACCAGCCGCUCUACAGCUGGCAGCAGUGCCUGUCUCGUACGCAGAGCUGGGUCAACACUUUCCCAUUUGAAACCAGCACUAAAGACAAAUAGCGGGCUUUAUGAGCAUCCAUGCGUAUAUAUUACAGAUGAGACGAGAAAGAGUAGAUUGCUUGAAUGUCAUAGGGCAGUAUUUAGUUGUGAUCUUUACAUUUAAUUAAGCACACAUGAACAAGAAGCAUCUUAAUCAGUUUAUAAUUGGUUUAGAUGAACGCAGAAAUCAUUUCAGAUGUGUUUUUGCCUGCUGGGAGCAUGAUCUGUACAUACAAGCACUUGUUGCACAACUGAGACUAUUAAAAGCAACCUUGCAAUAAAUACAAACAUGUAUUGAGUUAGCUAAAGUCUAUAAGCUGAAUGUACUUUAUCAGUUAUAAAGUGUUAUAAUCCACCACGUUUACUACAUCAUUAUACAUUUAUUUUAUUUUAUUAUUAUUAUUACACAUAAUGCUUCAUGUUUAACAUUUACAGACAAUCGUUUUGAUGACCACCAGCCUAUAAUUUGUUAAUUGUCUUAAAUAUUUAAUUGUUCAUGAUGUGGAUCAUUUGUGUUUAAGAAAUGCAAAACAAAUUAAACUAUUAUAUACAAGCA